Molecule: messenger RNA, 2423 nt
Organism: Apis laboriosa (Himalayan honeybee)
Lineage: Eukaryota; Metazoa; Arthropoda; Insecta; Hymenoptera; Apidae
Gene: GlyRS
Product: glycine--tRNA ligase
Exons: 4
Coding region: 68-2290 (740 amino acids)
Biological process (GO): mitochondrial glycyl-tRNA aminoacylation
Cellular component (GO): mitochondrion; cytoplasm
Molecular function (GO): ATP binding; glycine-tRNA ligase activity
Source: RefSeq, a predicted model, not a curated record
CCGAGAUAGUUUCAAGUAAGUGGAAUCGUAGUCGAUUUGAAAGUUAGUACAGUGAAAAGUAACAUAAAUGCAGUUUAUCUCGUGUAACUUGCGACUUGUUUGCAAAAAAGUCACACAUAAUAUAUGCAAACAUAAUACGAUUUAUAAACAGUUACUUCGAAAAUUUAUUAUCACUACUAGGUUAACUGACUUCAGUAAGUGGGGUACGAAAAAAAAGGAUCGUAAAGUGAAAAUACAAAUUUUACAGGAUAUGUCGGAUCCAAAGAUUGAAGAAAUCUUGUCUCCCCUUCGAGAUAGUGUGAAGGAACAGGGUGAUUAUGUGCGAAAACUUAAAUUUGAUGGAGCUCCAGAAUUGGAUAUUAAAAAAGCAGUUGUUGAACUUAAACUUCGAAAGAAAUUAUUAGAAGAGAAAGAAUUGUCUUUUUUAGAAACAAUAACAUUUGAUAGAGCAAGAAUGGAAGAUCUCUUGAAACGUAGAUUUUUUUAUGAUCAAUCCUUUGCUAUUUAUGGAGGAAUUAGUGGUCAAUUUGAUCUUGGUCCUAUGGGUUGUGCAUUAAAAACAAAUUUGUUAAAUACAUGGAGAAGUUUUUUUAUAUUAGAAGAACAAAUGUUAGAAGUAGAUUGUUCUAUUUUAACACCAGAACCUGUAUUGGAAGCAUCUGGACAUGUAGAAAGAUUUGCAGACUUAAUGGUAAAAGAUGUGAAAACAGGGGAAUGUUUUAGAUUAGAUCAUUUGAUUAAAUCUCAUUUAGAAAAAGUGAUUAGUGAUAAAAAGACAAAUGAAAAUACAAAAACAGAAUGUAAAAAUAUUAUUAUUAGAUUAGAUGGAAUGACUAAGGAUGAAAUGGCUACAGUUUUAUCUAAAUUCAACAUAAAAUCCCCAAUUACUGGAAAUGAUCUAACAGAACCAAUAGAAUUUAAUUUAAUGUUUGGAACUCAAAUUGGUCCUUCUGGACUUGUGAAAGGAUUUUUAAGACCAGAAACUGCUCAGGGUAUUUUUGUAAAUUUUAAACGAUUACUUGCAUUUAAUCAAGAUAAGUUACCAUUUGCUGCAGCUCAAAUUGGAAAUGCAUUCCGUAAUGAAAUUUCUCCUAGAUCUGGUCUAUUAAGAGUAAGAGAAUUUACUAUGGCAGAAAUAGAACAUUUUUGUGAUCCUAAUAAUAAAAGUCAUCCCAAAUUUGAAACUGUAAAAGAUCUAAAUGUAUUGUUACAUUCUGCUUGUAAUCAAAUGGAUGGAAAGAGUGCACAGUAUAUGACUUUAGGUGAUGCUGUGUUAAGUAAACUUAUAGCUAAUGAAACAUUAGGAUAUUUUAUGGGUAGAAUUUAUUUAUUUUUAAUUAAAGUUGGAAUUGAUCCGAAAAAAUUACGUUUUCGUCAACAUAUGGGAAAUGAAAUGGCUCAUUAUGCAUGUGAUUGUUGGGAUGCUGAAUGUCUAACUUCUUAUGGUUGGAUAGAAUGUGUUGGCUGUGCAGAUCGUUCUGCUUAUGAUCUUACACAACAUACAAAAGCUACUGGAAUAAAAUUAGUAGCAGAAAAAAAAUUGCCAGCACCAAAAAAUGUUGAUGUAUGUGAAAUAGUAUCAAAUAAAGUUAUGAUUGGAAAAAUAUUUAAAAAAGAUAGUAAAUUAAUACAAGAUGCUUUAGCAGCAUUAACUGAGAGUAAUAUUAAUGCUAUAGAAACUGAAAUAAAUGAAAAUGGAGAAACUGAAUUAAGACUUUCAAAUGAUUCUACAGUAAAAAUUACGAAAAAUAUGAUCGAAAUAAAACGAUAUCAAAAAACUGUACAUGUAGAAGAAAUAAUUCCUUCUGUAAUUGAACCAUCUUUUGGUAUUGGCCGUAUUAUGUAUGCUAUUUUUGAACAUAACUUUAAAGCAAGAGAAGGAGACGAAAAACGAACUUAUUUUAGUUUACCACCAGUUGUGGCUCCUUUAAAAUGUUCGGUAUUACCGCUUAGCGGUAAUAACGAAUUUAUACCAUUUGUAAAACAAUUGUCUCAGAAUCUUACAAAAAUAGAUGUUUCGCAUAAAGUAGACGACUCUUCUGGCAGUAUUGGACGUAGAUAUGCUCGAACGGAUGAAAUUGCAAUACCAUUUGGUAUUACUAUAGAUUUUGAUACUUUAAAAACUCCUCAUACUGCUACACUUCGUGAACGAGAUAGUAUGGGACAAGUUAGGAUAAAUUUGGACCAAAUUCCCGAAGUAGUAAAAAAUUUAUCCAAUGGCAAACUUACAUGGUUGGAAAUCGAAGAAAAAUAUCCGAAAUUUGAACAACAAGAAACAACAGAAGCAUAAUAUACGAAGUCUUUAAAUUAUUUGCGAUAUAAAAUUAUAAACAAAUUACUAUAAUAGUAAUUUUUAUUUUGUAUUUAUAUAACGUGCAUUUUAUAGGCAUUUACUUUUAUGCUAUUUUGCACAAAUAAUAAUU